AUGUUCGCAUAUUCAAGAACUGCCAAAAAUACGGCGAACGCGCGAAAUUCGAUGCCGCAGCGGCACGGACCGGGUCCGUUCAUCCCUUUCUCCCAUGACAACUUCCCACUCAUGGAUCUUCCACCCGAACUUCGCUGUAUGAUCUACAAGCAAGUCGAUUUUGUAACGAAAUGCCACACUCUCACCCGAGACGAAGCAAACAUACACCCCGCAUCUUGGCCACCAAACCCCACGGGAGGCUCAUCCGCUAUCGAGCUCAUCCGUCCUUCACUGCCUGUCGCACUACUCCGCACAUCCCGUCUCGUCAACGCCGAAGCAACGUCAACCUUCCGAAAGAAAAUUGUAGAGUUGAAGAAUAUGCCCUUGCAAUUCCAGGUCGACUACGCCGCACUCAUUGGCUUGACGACCAAAUUUGGCCCACUUGCGGGCUGCUUCACCAAACUCUAUCCUUACGUGAUAUUGUCCUCGACCGGAAAUCGCGCUUUCGAUGAUUUCACAAAUCGCUGCGGCCCGUUUAUUAAUCGUAAGCCUGCCCAGCAUGAUUCUGCAACAGAAGCUCCCAUCAGCGUCUGUAUCACUAUAACGCAACCGCACGCAAAUGUCCCUAGACACCACAUAACGCCGGCGGCAUUCAAAGGCGUCAGAGAUCUCCGCAAGUUCAGUCAGAAGUUCGUGUGCGAUGUGCUGUACAAUCAGGAACAUAGUUUCUCGCUGACCGCAGACGGGAGUUAUCCGUCGUGGCCGACGGUGCGGAUCAAGGGGCUGCUGUCAUAUAUGUUUGAUCGCAGACUUGCGGAGCUGGAGGCGAUGAGGCAGAAAGCGAGGAGCGCUGAGGUGACUAUGGAUUACAUUGCGCCGUUCCAUAGAUAUGGGGAAGGAAAGGUCGAUGAAGAGAUGCAGAGGAAGCAGCAGGCGGAGAGGGACAGGCUACAGAGGAUCUUCGUUGAGAACUGGAUGCGGAUUGAACGAGAGAGGGUAAUGGCGAAUGUCAUUGAGCGUAACAAGCGGGGUGAAUGA
Parastagonospora nodorum SN15 is the source of this 1017-nucleotide messenger RNA. RefSeq lists its product as hypothetical. The record is from RefSeq and is a predicted model, not a curated record. Bases 1 to 1017 code for a protein of 338 amino acids. The transcript has a single exon. Lineage: Eukaryota; Fungi; Ascomycota; Dothideomycetes; Pleosporales; Phaeosphaeriaceae.